This is a messenger RNA of Rhodamnia argentea, 2908 nucleotides long. Its product is annotated as protein CHROMATIN REMODELING 25. The coding region runs from base 56 to 2887 and encodes 943 amino acids. The transcript is spliced from 21 exons. Gene Ontology annotation, molecular function: ATP binding; ATP-dependent chromatin remodeler activity; DNA translocase activity. Lineage: Eukaryota; Viridiplantae; Streptophyta; Magnoliopsida; Myrtales; Myrtaceae. The record is from RefSeq and is a predicted model, not a curated record. Gene Ontology annotation, biological process: reciprocal meiotic recombination; double-strand break repair via synthesis-dependent strand annealing. Gene Ontology annotation, cellular component: nucleus.
GCGCUCCUUCGUGCUUGUGUCAACUGUGGGGAGUGUGUGAGCAAGAGCGUCAUCCAUGGACGACGACGAGGACGUUCUCCCUGGAGGUUCCGAUUCGUACCUCCCGACCGAAGAAGAAGAAGAAGAAGAAGAAAGCGAAGGAGAAGGAGGAGAAGGCGGAAGCGAUGAUGAGGAAGUAGAAGUCAUCGAGGGAGAAUCUAGGGCAGGUCUCAACCGUAGAUGUAAAGGCUCCUCUGCACCGACCGACGGCGACGAGUACCGGAAGUCGAAGAACAUCGACGCUCUUUUGAGAGGCAACCUCGUCGUGAGAAGGCAGGCAUUGUUACCGAGAGUGCUCUCGGUGAUGGAAGGAGCUACUGUGUGUCGGAAACCCUUCAAACCGCCCUGCACUGAUGGAUAUGAUGAUAGGGACGGACAGCUUCACCGUCGUCUUUUAGCCCGUAAAAGAUUUGUACCAUGGGGCUCUUCAAGGCCUGCUUUGGUGGAAGUAACCAACCGGCUUAAUGUGUUACCAAGUGCCGCCGAGAAGGAUGUGGAGGAUGAAAAGGUGGAUCUGCCACCUGGGGUUGAACCUCUGGUGCUGUGGCAACCUGAAGAUUCAGAGGUCGCAUCUGGCAAUGCAGUGUCAAUUGAAGUGGAUCCAUUGCUUGUACGUUUCCUUCGACCCCAUCAACGGGAAGGUGUCCAGUUUAUGUUUGAAUGUGUUUCAGGCCUAUGUGGUAAUGCCAGCAUAAAUGGAUGCAUUCUGGCUGAUGACAUGGGUUUAGGAAAGACAUUGCAGUCGAUCACUUUGUUGUACACACUGCUCCGUCAAGGAUUUGAUGGAAAGCCAAUGGUUAAGAAAGCCAUCAUUGUCACUCCCACUAGUCUUGUGAGUAAUUGGGAAGCAGAGAUUGAUAAGUGGCUGGGGGACAGAGUUCAGCUUAUUGCUCUUUGUGAAAGCACCCGAGAUGAUGUCAUUUCAGGAAUUGAUCGUUUUACAAGUCCCUAUAGCUCUCUACAGGUUCUCAUUAUUUCAUAUGAGACAUUCCGGAUGCAUUCGUCCAAAUUUAGCCACAAUGAAUCCUGUGAACUCCUCAUAUGUGAUGAGGCUCAUAGACUAAAGAAUGACCAAACAUUGACAAAUCGGGCUUUGGCUGCUCUCUCUUGUAAACGUCGCAUAUUGUUGUCAGGAACCCCAAUGCAGAAUGACUUGGAAGAGUUCUUUGCCAUGGUUAAUUUUACAAAUCCUGCAAUCUUGGGUGACAUCGCACACUUCCGCCGUUACUACGAGGCGCCAAUUAUCUGUGGAAGAGAACCUACUGCCAGUGAAGAGGAGAAAAAUCUAGGUUGUGAACGCUCUUCAGAGCUCAGUGCCAUAGUAAAUCAGUUCAUACUAAGGAGGACGAAUGCUCUUCUAUCAAAUCACCUACCACCAAAGAUAGUACAAGUUGUUUGUUGCAAGUUGUCUCCACUUCAAACAGAACUUUAUAACCAUUUCAUACAUUCCAAAAAUGUCAAACGAGCAAUCACCGAGGAAACGAAGCAAUCGAAAAUUCUUGCUUACAUCACAGCCCUUAAGAAGCUGUGCAAUCAUCCAAAACUGAUCUACGAUACUGUGAAAAGUGGAAGUCCCGGAACUUCAGGGUUUGAAGACUGCAUACGGUUUUUCCCUUCAGAGAUGUUCUCAGGAAGGUCUGGAUCCUGGAGUGGGGGUGAUGGGGCCUGGGUUGAACUCUCAGGAAAAAUGCACGUCUUGGCCCGGUUGCUAGCCCAUCUUCGUCAACGGACAGAUAAUCGCAUUGUCCUUGUCUCAAACUAUACUCAGACAUUGGAUCUCUUUGCCCAAUUGUGUCGUGAAAGAAGAUAUCCAUAUUUGAGGCUUGAUGGAACCACAACAAUCAGCAAAAGACAAAAGUUAGUCAAUCAUUUCAAUGACCCAUCAAAGGAUGAGUUUGUAUUCCUCUUGAGCAGCAAGGCUGGUGGCUGUGGCCUAAAUUUGAUUGGAGGUAAUCGCCUGGUCUUGUUUGAUCCAGACUGGAACCCGGCCAAUGACAAGCAAGCUGCCGCCAGAGUAUGGAGGGAUGGACAGAAAAAGAGAGUAUAUAUUUACAGAUUUUUAAGCGCUGGAACAAUUGAAGAAAAGGUAUAUCAACGCCAGAUAUCAAAAGAAGGUCUUCAAAAAGUUAUUCAACAGGAGACUAGUGCCCGUGCAGCAGAGGGAAAUUGCCUUUCGACGGAAGAACUGCGCGAUCUAUUCACAUUUCAUGAAAAGUCGAGGUCUGAGAUUCAUGAAAAGAUGAACUGUAUUCGCUGUCAGCACAUUGAUGAUGCCGAAAUUGUUGGUGACAGAGGAGAUAGUGCACUGGAUCAAAGUACCUUUUCAACAGAUACUUCUGACAUAGGUUCAUUUGCAGAAAUAACUGGAUGCUUGCACAAGUUAAAGGCCUCGGAAAGACAGAUGGGGACACCGAAGGAAGAGGACUUAGGCAGUUGGGGCCAUCAUUUUUCGGCUAAAUCAGUACCAGAUAUUGUCUUCCAAGCUUCAGCUGGUGAUGAGGUAACAUUUGUCUUUACAAAUCAAGUGGAUGGGAAGCUUGUCCCAAUUGAGACAGCUAUCAGCGAAAAGAUCAGGACAGAGGAGAGCAGGCUCGAUCUGAAGCAAAGUAUGAACCAGAAACCCUGGCUAGAACAGCAGCGUUUAAAGGUGCGACAGUCGCAUCGCAGUUCCCUCACAACAGUUCUAUCUUCGUUGUCCAAGACUUCACAAGAGUCAGAAAGAAGACCACUUAAAAUCAUCCUAAAAGGGACAGGCAUUGCACAGCUGAGGAACAAACUGUCUCUUGCUCAUCAGUUGCCACAGAAAAGACCAUGCGAUAGUAGUUCAGAACUCGAUGACUUCUCGUGACGAUUCCAGCAUCUAAAGCUC